Caenorhabditis remanei is the source of this 210-nucleotide messenger RNA. RefSeq lists its product as uncharacterized. The transcript has 3 exons. Lineage: Eukaryota; Metazoa; Nematoda; Chromadorea; Rhabditida; Rhabditidae. The coding region runs from base 1 to 210 and encodes 69 amino acids. The record is from RefSeq and is a predicted model, not a curated record.
AUGGUCACCAAGAAGACAGUCACCGAACUCAGCCUGUUCGCCGGUCUCAUCGUGUCGAUGCACGUCGCCUACUACACCAUCCAGAAUAACCCGUCGCUCGUGGCACCGCAUCAGAGACAAGAGCUCUUCUACGUGAGAUGGCUGAAAGAGAAGAUUCCAGCAUUGCGACCAUACGGAGUGACCGAUGAGCCACCGAAAGCUGACCACUGA